AUGGGAACCAUUCUGGGACAGUGUUUGCCGAUGGAAAAACUAUGGAAUGAUGCGCUCCCAGGAUCAUGCUACCCGGGGCGAAAAAUGAAUCAGAACUACUCAUUUUUUCAGGCUAGUUUCAAUGUCCUCUCCGACGCGGUAUUGGCUUCGUACCCGGUCCAUCUUUUCUGGAAGCUUCAAAUGAAACUACGAAUCAAGAUUGCUCUGUCUAUCCUGAUGGGCCUUGGCUGGGUGAGCUGCGACGAUGUUACCUAUGCACAAUCCUCCCUCCUUGUCUGGGCUUCCACUGAGGCUUGGAUUAUCAUAAUUGUGGGCCGCGUUCCGCCCAUUCGCCUCUUGAUGGAACGCAUUCUCCAACACCUCGGUCUCACCAGGAAGAAGACGUCAACUCCUUACUACGACCAGAACCAUCAAGCCUACGGUACAUAUGGAACCAAUAGAUCGCACGUUGCAGCCUACUCAAACCAUCAAUCAAUCGCAUAUAAAAACCGGCAGAUAAUCGGCGAUACAAAUAUUAUGAUCACUACAGAGUUUGGGACGCAAUUUGAGGAGCACAAUGCUCACUAUACUGGCUCAUCAGCUACCAGCCAGAUUUCGGGUGAGGGUGGGAUUGGAGGCUCUCACACUGAUAUACAAAAGGUGGUUUGA
Penicillium waksmanii is the source of this 648-nucleotide messenger RNA. RefSeq lists its product as uncharacterized. The record is from RefSeq and is a predicted model, not a curated record. The coding region runs from base 1 to 648 and encodes 215 amino acids. The transcript has 6 exons. Lineage: Eukaryota; Fungi; Ascomycota; Eurotiomycetes; Eurotiales; Aspergillaceae.